Molecule: messenger RNA, 2367 nt
Organism: Phialemonium atrogriseum
Lineage: Eukaryota; Fungi; Ascomycota; Sordariomycetes; Cephalothecales; Cephalothecaceae
Product: glycoside hydrolase superfamily
Exons: 4
Coding region: 1-2367 (788 amino acids)
Biological process (GO): arabinan catabolic process; xylan catabolic process
Cellular component (GO): plant-type cell wall
Molecular function (GO): alpha-L-arabinofuranosidase activity; xylan 1,4-beta-xylosidase activity
Source: RefSeq, a predicted model, not a curated record
AUGAAGUUGCCAGUGUCGACCGUCUUCGCGGCCACCUCACUCGGCCACCUGGCUGUCAAUGCCUUUGAGUACCCAGACUGCGUCAAUGGCCCCCUCGCGAACAACACUGUGUGCAACCCGAAAGCGCCGGCCGGCGAUCGGGCUGCUGCUCUCGUGGCGGCAAUGAACAUCAGCGAGAAGCUUGUCAACUUGGUCGAUCAGAGUCAAGGUGCCGCAAGACUUGGUUUGCCUCCGUAUGCGUGGUGGAGCGAAGCCCUCCAUGGGGUCGCUCGCUCCCCCGGGGUUUCCUUUGCAAACACUGGAGAUGAGUAUAGAAACGCCACUUCGUUCCCAAACCCGAUUGUCUUAUCGGCAGCAUUCGACGACGACCUGAUUUACCAGGUCGCGACUGUAAUCAGCACCGAAGCGCGCGCAUUCAGCAAUGCUGGCAGGGCAGGGCUGGAUUUCUGGACCCCGAACAUCAACCCGUACAAGGAUCCUCGAUGGGGACGGGGAUCUGAGACACCGGGUGAGGAUCCAUUCCGGAUCCAGGGAUAUGUGAAGUCGCUGCUCGCAGGACUCGAGGGUAAUGCGACAACCAGGAAGGUGAUCGCAACCUGCAAACAUUAUGCAGCAUACGACCUAGAGCGAUGGAAGGGCGUCGUGAGAUACGGCUUUGACGCAAUCGUCAGCUCCCAAGACCUGUCUGAGUACUAUCUCCCGCCAUUCCAGCAAUGCGCGAGGGACUCAAAAGUCGGCUCCAUCAUGUGCUCCUACAAUUCUCUAAACGGCACUCCGGCAUGCGCAGAUACGUAUCUGAUGAAGGACAUCCUGCGGGAUCACUGGGGUUGGACCGAAGGCGAUAACUUCAUCACCAGUGACUGCAAUGCCAUCCAGGACUUCCUACCAGCAAACCACAACUUUAGCCAGACUGCCGCUGAGGGAGCAGCAGCGGCGUACAACUCCGGCACAGACACCGUCUGCGAGGUCCCGGGUUAUCCCCCUUUCACAGAUGUCGCCGGGGCAUACAACCAGUCGCUUCUGACAGAGGAAACGAUUGACGUAGCGCUCAAGCGUUUGUACCGGGGCCUCGUAAAAGCUGGAUAUUUUGAUCCCGCCGCCGAGGACCCGUACCGGUCCAUUUCGUGGUCCGACGUCAACACCGAGGCAGCCCAGGCACUGGCCCUCCAAUCUGCAGUGGACGGCAUCGUAUUGCUCAAGAACGACGGGACCUUGCCCAUCAAGUUUGGCAACAGGAGCGUAGCCUUGAUCGGACAUUGGGCCGACGCAACCUGGCAAAUGCUGGGCGGAUACAGCGGAAUUCCGCCAUACUUUCACAAUCCAGUCUUUGCGGCACAGCAGCUCAACCUGACCUAUUUCCAAGCCAACGGACCCGUCGCACAGACGGACAGCGUAGACGACACCUGGACCACCGCCGCCCUGGACGCGGCCGACAAAGCGGACGUGCUGCUUUACUUUGGCGGGAACGACCAGACAAUCGCAGCCGAGGACCGAGAUCGCGAGUCCAUCGCGUGGCCUGAGGCGCAGCUGACGCUUCUCGGCAAGCUCGCCCUGCUCGGAAAGCCCCUCGUGGUGGUCCAGCUCGGCGACCAGAACGACGACACGCCACUGCUCGAGAACAAGAACGUGUCGGCCAUCCUCUGGGCCGGCUUCCCGGGGCAGUCUGGCGGCACCGCCGUUCUUGAUAUCAUCACGGGCAAGAGCGCCCCGGCGGGCCGACUACCCGUGACCCAGUACCCUGCCUCGUACGCCGACGCCGUGCCCAUGACCGAUAUGACCCUCCGCCCCGGCCCGCCGGGCGGCAGUCCGGGGCGCACGUACAGGUGGUUCGACGCCCCCGUGCUACCGUUCGGCCACGGGCUGCACUACACCGACUUCGACGCCUCGUUCAAGCCUGGCGGCAACGUUCCCGGUUCCGGCUCCGGCUCCGCCCCAGCCAACGGCAGCACCAUCGCCAUCGCAGAUCUCCUCGCGUCCUGCGACGCGCCGCACCGCGACCUCUGCACCCUCAGCGGCGACGGGCCCGUCGUCGAGGUGCACAACCGCGGCAGCCGGACGACGUCCGACUUCGUGGCGCUGGCGUUCCUGGCGGGCGGCGACUACGGGCCCGAGCCGCGGCCGCUCAAGACGCUGGCGGCGUACGGGCGCGCGCGCGGGGUCCGGCCGGGCGAGAAGGUAGAGCUGGUCCUGCCGCCGCUGGGGCUGGGGGCGCUGGCGCGGGCGGACGGCGCGGGAAACGCGGUGCUGUACCCGGGGAUGUAUAGGCUCGUGCUGGAUGUGCCGGCGCGGAGCGAGCUGUGGUUUGAGCUGACGGGGGAGGAGGUUGUGUUGGAUGAGUUUCCGCAGCCGAAGGGGGGCCGGGGCUGA